UUCACGUCUGACGGAUUUCCGCAUUUUACCCGCACCCGUUAAAUAUACCUCCGUGCAUUACAAGGCCCCAGCAGGAAUCAUCUGGUCUGGAUCAGCAUAGAAAUGGAUGGAUCUGCUUCUGAAAUGCGCCCCCCGAUGGGGUGUAACAGAAAGAGCCCUGAGAGAGGCCCCAGCAGGAAUCAUCUGGUCUGGAUCAGCAUAGAAAUGGAUGGAUCUGCUUCUGAAAUGCGCCCCCCGAUGGGGUGUAACAGAAAGAGCCCUGAGAGUGUCCUGAUGAAGAGAGCAGACUCCCCUGUACCCAGCUGUGUUUCCCUGAAGAGUGACUGGUCAAUGGACCCCAUACUCCACUUCAGAGAGGGACCUUUUCCUACAGGUCAAAGAGACCAAAUGGAAGGAUGCAGUUCAGAUCUACAUGAUAAAUCAGGUUUAUCAUCCAUAUUGAAGUCACUAGAGGAAAAAGCCACGAAGUUCCUAAAGGACGAGCUGAAGACGUUUGUGAGCCACCUAGAUCAGAAUUACCCAGAAUGCUUUGAGCCUCAGCUGGAGGAGGACAAUGACCUGGACUGUGAUGGUCAGAUGCAGAAGACCAGUGGUAGAGAGGGAGCUCUGAAGAUCACACUGUACAUCCUGAGGACCAUGAAGCAAAAUGAUCUUGCUGAUCUGCUGGAGAAUAGACAGCUCAUGCUACAGGAAAUCAAAUGUAAACUUAAGAAGCAAUGUGAGUGUGUAUUUGAAGGGAAAGCUAAGGAAGGACAGCCAACACUUCUCAGUGAGAUUUACACAGAACUCUACAUAACUGAAGGUGGGACUGGAGCAGUCAAUGAUGAACAUGAAGUGAGACAGAUUGAAACAGCAUCCAAGCAAAGGCGAACAGAAGAUACUACAGUCAAGUGCAAUGAUAUAUUUAAACCCUUAUGUGGGCGUGAGACACUGAUCAGAACUGUACUCACGAAAGGGGUGGCAGGUAUCGGGAAAACAGUCUCUGUGCAGAAAUUCAUUCUCGACUGGGCAGAAGGAAAAGCAAACCAGGAUGUUCACUUCAUAUUUGCUCUUCCUUUCCAGGACCUGAAUUUGAUUAAGAGUGAAUACAGUCUGAUUAAACUGCUUCACCACUUUGUCCCAGAACUGAAAUCACUUCAAUCCACUGAGCUGUUUAGGUACAAAGUCUUGUUCAUCUUUGAUGGUCUGGAUGAAUGUCGCCUUCCUUUGGAUUUUCAGAACAAUGAGAGCUGGUUUGAUGUAACAAAGAAAACGUCACUGGAUGUGCUGUUGACUAACCUCAUUAAGGGGAAUCUGCUCCCAUCCGCUCUCCUCUGGAUAACCUCCCGGCCAGCAGCAGCCAGUCAGAUACCUCCUGAGUGUGUCCACCAGGUGACAGAGAUACGAGGGUUCAGUGAUGCCCAGAAGGAGGAGUAUUUCAAGAAGAGAUUUAAUGAUCAGAGCCUGGCCAACAGGAUUAUCACACAUGUGAAAUCAUCAAGGAGCCUCUUCAUCAUGUGCCACAUUCCUGUGUUCUGCUGGAUUUCAGCCACUGUGAUUAAGAGGUUUUUUAGUGAGACUGACAGGGGAGAAAUUCCAAGGACACUGACUGAAAUGUACACACACUUCCUGAUCUUUCAGACAAGUUUAAAAAAUGACAAGUAUAUGAAAAACCAUGAAACUAAGCUUAAGGAAUACAGCAAAGAGUUCCUUUUAAAACUUGGUAAACUGGCUUUUGACAGCCUUGAGAAAGGCAAUCUCAUAUUUUAUUAA
Messenger RNA from Brienomyrus brachyistius, 1752 nucleotides. Its product is annotated as NLR family CARD domain-containing protein 3-like. The record is from RefSeq and is a predicted model, not a curated record. The transcript has 7 exons. Lineage: Eukaryota; Metazoa; Chordata; Actinopteri; Osteoglossiformes; Mormyridae. Bases 103 to 1752 code for a protein of 549 amino acids.